Quercus robur (English oak) is the source of this 2482-nucleotide messenger RNA. RefSeq names its product inactive leucine-rich repeat receptor-like protein kinase CORYNE. Gene Ontology annotation, biological process: protein phosphorylation. NCBI's taxonomy places the organism in Eukaryota, Viridiplantae, Streptophyta, Magnoliopsida, Fagales, Fagaceae. The record is from RefSeq and is a predicted model, not a curated record. Bases 871 to 2016 code for a protein of 381 amino acids. The transcript has 2 exons. Gene Ontology annotation, molecular function: ATP binding; protein kinase activity.
AAAGGCGGGAACCCAGUUUUGUCCAUUGAGAGAGAGAGAGAGAAAGAGAGAGACUCACUCACUCUCACUGGUCACAAGCGGAGAGUGUGUGUGACACUGUGUGCCUCUGUGCCAUGUCUUCUCAGACUGAGAUAAAAAUAGAGAGAGAGAGAGAGAGAGAGUGAGGUCUGGUCAAGUUUGAUUAGGAAUUUUGUUUGUUUGUACUUCGAAAUUUCAAGGACAAUCAUGGUGGUAGGUGGUGUUUGUGAAGAUAAGAAGUCGCCUUGUUUGGUUUUUUUCUUUUACCGACUAACUAAUGUCUGACUGAGACUAUCCGCAAUCUCAGCUCUUCAUUAUUUUAACUUAGAAAAAUAGAAAGCAAGAAAUUUCUGGGUCUUCUUGUAGAUAGUUUAAGAGUGCAAUUUCAUGGGGUACUGUAGAUUUUUGCAGACUCACGUUGGGGGUCAGAUUCGUUGAAAAUAAAUAAAAUUUUUUAGAAGAAGGUGGAAUCAGUGACGAAAUGAUUCUUUACGUCUUUCUUGUGAAGAUUUUUGGGUCAAAAUUCGAUUAGCACUUUGAAGUUUCUCUGAUGGGUUUCCAAGAAAAAAAACAGAAAUAGAACUGAAGAGUUUGAAGGUGGGAUUUUUCUGUUCUUUUAAUUUCACGCAAGUUUUAUUCUUUUUGAGCCUCAUGUAAAAAAAUGAGAGAGAGAGAGAGAAAACUUAUGCUUGUUUGAGAUUUUUAAAGCUUCUAGGAAGCUUCAAAUAGCUUUUCUUCACUUUGAACAUGUUGUUUGUUUCCAAUUUAUGUGAGGCAUAUAUAGCUUAAAAGCUCUCUAUUUCUCUUGGUUCUGAGAGUUUUGUUUGUGGGUUGUUUAGUAGUACAGCUAAAAUGGCGUACUACUUUUGCAACAAGAAAAUCUUUACUUUUGUUUUGCUGUUCAUAAAACUCUGCUUUCACUUCACCACUGUGUACUGCCAAGAGAGAAAAAUUUCAAGGCCACCUGAAUUCCAUAACGGGCUUAGAAGAAUCUUUCUCAGCAUUGCUUUAGGAGUACUAACCGGUUUGAUUGGUUCACUUCUCUUCGCUCUCGUAGUCCGAAGCUUUGUCAGAUACCUUAACCGAACACCAAUUCUCAAAGGCCCUGUGUUGUUCUCCCCAGAAAUUGCUCCUAAGACACUUCAAUCUGCUCUCUCCAAUGAAAAUCGCUUACUGGGUUCAAGCCCAAGUGGCAAAUACUACCGAACUGUGCUCGAUAAUGGGCUUGCAAUCGCAGUCAAGAGGCUAGAACCGUUUCAAACUGGUUCACCAGAGAGAAAGUCUCUCAAGAGAAAGAUACAGAAGGAGCUAGAAACACUUGCUAGUCUGAGACAUAGGAACUUGAUGAGUUUGAGGGCUUAUGUUAGGGAACCAGGUGGGUUUUCUUUGGUUUAUGAUUAUGUCCCAACUGGGAGUCUUGAGGAUGCUAUGAAUAGAGUGAGAGAUAAUCAGUUGCAGCUGAGUUGGGAAGUGCGGCUUCGGAUUGCGGUUGGGGUUGUUAAGGGGCUUCAGUAUCUUCACUUUGAGCGUGACCCUUCUAUUCUGCACUAUAAUUUGAAGCCUACUAAUGUGAUGUUGGGUGCUGAGUUUGAACCCAGGUUGGCGGAUUGUGGAUUGGCUAAGCUCAUGCCUAAUUUGGAUAGGACCACCUCAGGUUAUAGUGCUCCUGAGUGCUUCCAAAAUCGCAGGUAUACCGAUAAGAGCGACGUUUUCAGUUUUGGUAUGAUAUUGGGUGUUUUGUUAACUGGAAGAGACCCUACUGAUCCAUUCUUUGGAGAACCGGCUAGUGGGGGCAGUUUGGGACAGUGGCUUAGGCAUUUGCAGCAAGCAGGGGAGGCAAGGGAAGCACUAGAUAAGAGUAUUCUAGGGGAAGAAGGAGAGGAAGAUGAGAUGUUAAUGGCAGUGAGAAUAGCUGUUGUAUGCCUGUCAGAUAUGCCUGCAGACAGGCCUUCUAGUGAUGAGCUUGUUCACCUGCUAACCCAGCUGCACAGUUUUUGAAGGAAAUGUAAGUAAAGCCUAUUGAAUCUUCAGUCUCCGUAGAUUUUGAAAAUUGGAAUAUUGGGAAUUUUUACUUCAGGGAUCUAGUCUGCAAUCCAUGUGGAGUAACCUCUUUUACAAACUGUAAAGUGAUAAUGGUGUUGUAGGUGUGAUUGCUGCAUUUUGUAUUGUUUAGCUUCUUGGCCUUUUUUUUUCCUCCAAAACUGUAUGAUUUUCAUAUGGUAGUUUGGUAGUAUACGGUGGUCUGUACAUAACUGAUAUUGUUAGUGAAGAAGCAGAUAUUCAAGAAAAUGUCUGAGCCAAGAGGAUCACUGUUUGAUCAGAUAAUAAUGCUGGGACAUUUGCAUUAUCAUGCUUUUUCAUUUUUAAUGAUGGUGGGGUGUAGUUGGCUCAGCUGUCUUUAUUGGACACAACUUUUUUGGAAUCACGGGUCCUUUUAACUUAAAAUUGGGCAAUUCUCUCUUUA